AUGUCGAUGUCACGGUUCGGCUGCUUCGUCGGCUUAGCUCUCUUUAUUAUCUCGGCGGUGCACGCCGAAGAUCCUUACCUCUACUUCACAUGGAAUGUGAGUUAUGGGACAAUUUCUCCUCUUGGUGUACCCCAACAAGUUAUUCUUAUCAAUGGCGAGUUCCCCGGCCCCAACAUUAAUUCCACUUCUAAUAAUAACAUUGUUCUUAAUCUCUUCAAUAAUCUGGAUGAACCAUUUCUCCUCACAUGGAACGGAAUCCAGCAGAGGAAGAACUCAUGGCAAGAUGGAGUACCAGGCACAAACUGCCCAAUUUUACCCGGGCAUAAUUUCACCUACCACUUCCAAGUGAAGGAUCAAAUAGGUAGUUUCUUCUAUUUUCCCUCUAUCGGCAUGCAGCGAAGUGCUGGUGGUUUCGGUGGUCUUCGUAUUAAUAGUCGUCUUUUAAUUCCUGUUCCAUGAUCCCCCGCCGCCGACUACACUGUCUUGAUUGGUGAUUGGUACACUAAAAGUCACACUACUCUUGCUCGUUUCCUCGACCGAGGCCGCAGCCUUGGCCGCCCAGCUGGCAUUCUCAUCAAUGGUAAAGCCGGCAAAGACAGCCACGGCAACGAUGAAGAACCUCUGUUUUUCAUGGAAGCCGGUUUGACAUACCGUUAUCGUAUCUGCAAUGUCGGUAUCAAAACAACUUUGAACUACCGAGUACAAGGCCAUGAGAUGAAAUUAGUCGAAAUGGAUGGUUCACACACUCAACAAAACACUUAUGAGUCUCUCGACAUUCAUGCCGGACAAUGUGUCUCUGUCUUGAUCACCGCCGAUCAAGAACCCGGUGACUACUACAUGGCGGCGACACCAAGGUUCACCAAGUACACCCUCACUGGCACCGGCAUAAUCCGAUACAACAACUCUAAUAAGCCACCAUCUCCGGUGAUUCCCGAUGCUCCUGUCGGCUGGGCCUGGUCAUUCAAUCAAUGGCGAUCAUUCCACUGGAAUCUCACCGCAAGUGCGGCGAGACCAAACCCGCAAGGCUCUUACCAUUACGGCAGCAUCAAUAUUACCCGGACAAUCAAGUUAGUGAACUCUGUUGGUGUUGUUGAUGGUAAAAGGAGAUAUGCUCUCAAUGGAGUCUCACAUAAAGACCCUGAGACACCAUUGAAGCUCUCCGAAUACUUUGGCAUUGCCGACAAAGAGUUCACAUAUGAUGUAGUGAACGAUGAACCACCACCGGCCGGCUCACCGAUCAAAAUACAACCAAGUGUUAUAAAAGUAACAUUUAGAACAUACAUUGAGAUAAUCUUGGAGAAUCCAGAGAGGAGCAUUCAGUCAUAUCAUCUCAGUGGUUUUUCCUUCUUCCCACUCGGAAUGGGGGCCGGGAAGUGGACGCCGGAGUGCCGGAAAAAGUACAACUUGCUGGACACAGUUAGUAGGCAUGCAAUACAAGUGUAUCCGAGAUCAUGGACGGCGAUAGCACUGACGUUCGACAACGCCGGAAUAUGGAACUUGAGAUCAAAUUUAUGGGAAAGGCAGUAUCUUGGGCAGCAAUUGUAUAUUAGUGUGAUAUCUCCGGCGAGGUCACUGAGAGAUGAAUACAACCUGCCAGAUAAUGCAAUACUUUGUGGAUCAGUGGUGAAACUUCCAUUGCCACCACCUUAUACAAUAUGA
Dioscorea cayenensis subsp. rotundata (Guinea yam) is the source of this 1659-nucleotide messenger RNA. Its product is annotated as L-ascorbate oxidase homolog. NCBI's taxonomy places the organism in Eukaryota, Viridiplantae, Streptophyta, Magnoliopsida, Dioscoreales, Dioscoreaceae. Gene Ontology annotation, molecular function: oxidoreductase activity; copper ion binding. The record is from RefSeq and is a predicted model, not a curated record.